AUGAAGGUGCAACAGGAUGCGGUUAACGUGCUAGAGCGUACUUCAGCUUACUUGAAGUCUGGUAUUCUUAAGAAGACACCAGCUUGGUACAAUGUUGUAGCCAAAGUACCACCUACCAAGAAGUUUGCACGGAACCCGCAACUUACGGAUCCAAAGAAUGGGAAGUCGAGAACUGAUAUGCCUGAUUUCAGCAAUUGGAAGGCUAACAGUGCGGGUUUAUACAAGACAAGACCAAAUUCUGUGGAUAAAAAGAGUGGAGCCUCGAAACUUUACCAGUCUCCUAAGCUUGUAUAUAUAGAGGAUAAGUUGAGGAAAUUGUUCUACCAACAGCAUCCAUGGGAAUUUUCGAGACCUAAGGUUUUGGUUGAAAACAGCAUGGAAGUUCAAAAGUACGAUUGGUCACAUCUACAGCAGUUGGACAGACCAUUGGAUGGUGAAUCUGUGGUACAGAGGACACUUUACCUGCUAAAGACCGCAGAGAAGAAGGAACUAAUCGAUGCAUAUGACCAAGCUAGAUUCGAGUUUUACCGUUUGAGAAUGCAGGAAGAAGUGGAGACACAAGUUGCUCAAGAAGAAGCGGAAAUGUUUGGUUCGAUCUUCAGCGAGACCGCAAUCCAAUACGGUAUUUCUAGAGAACAAAAGGUUAUUGAUACUUGGAGAAGAAAGGCCACACAAGAGGCUGAAUUAAUGGCUGCUAGAUCUAGUAACCCAUCAGCUGCUUGGUCAGCUGAGACCGAAACAAGCAAGGACGAAGAACCAGAGGUCGAGGAAAUCCAACUCUGA
Messenger RNA from Kluyveromyces marxianus DMKU3-1042, 783 nucleotides. RefSeq names its product mitochondrial 37S ribosomal protein mS23 (gene RSM25). The coding region runs from base 1 to 783 and encodes 260 amino acids. Gene Ontology annotation, molecular function: structural constituent of ribosome. The record is from RefSeq and is a predicted model, not a curated record. Gene Ontology annotation, cellular component: mitochondrial small ribosomal subunit. Lineage: Eukaryota; Fungi; Ascomycota; Saccharomycetes; Saccharomycetales; Saccharomycetaceae. The transcript has a single exon.